UCCUCAGCCAUGGAUCUCCUUCCCAUCCCAUCUCAGCGGGACUCCGGGACACAACAGAUGCGCGGAGCCAGGAUGAGGGUUUCAGCUGCAGCCUGUUGAGGCGAUUUGGGGAAUUUUGCUUUAAAAUCUAAACUUUCAGCGCCUAGAGCUUUGAUGGAGAUCUUUAAUUUUCUGCCCUAAUUAGAGAUCAGAGGAAAGAGGAAACAGAGAAGGGACUUUUAGUCAGGGACUCUUCUGCUGACUGACUCUUUGUGCUGGAGGCGUUUUUUUCUCCUCUUUUGGGCAGUAAGGCCUCCAAGAUAGAUUCCCUCAGGAGUAAAGUGGAGUUGCUGCGUCUCCCGUUGGUUCUUUCCUCAGAGUCCAUCAGCAACCGUAAGAGCCAAUUGGGUGUGGUCUGGGAGAAGGGCGGCGGCUCGGGGACAGGAGUGGCACGGAAACUCCCCCCACCGCUGGCCUCCGACAUGGACAACGAGUCAACGUAUUCGGGCUAUUCCUACAAGUCGUCGCACUCGCGUACCUCCCGCAAAAACAGAGAAAGAAGGGAGCGUCAUCGCUUAAAGAACCGGGAUGGAUCGGUCCGUGGAGAUAAAUCUGUGAUGAUCCAGGCUCCGGGGGAGCCGCUGCUGGAUCCUGAGUCGACUAUAGUGGACGACAGGGAUGAUAACUGGGGGGAAACUACCACUGUGGUCACUGGUACUUCUGUGGACAGCGUCUCCAAUGAGGAUCUGACUCGGACCUCUAAAGACUUGGAGGACUCUCUACCUUUAGACUGUCGCCGCUACAUCAGCCCUGUUCUAGGAGGCAUUUUGGGCCUCAUCUCUGUUAUCACUCCUUUGGCCUUCCUUGCCCUCCCGCAGCUCCUGUGGCGGGAAACAUUGGACCCCUGUGGAACGCCGUGUGAGGGUCUUUACAUUUCUCUGGCCUUCAAACUCCUGAUCCUCCUCAUCUCCACGUGGGCGUUGUUUCUCCGCCCGCCCAGAGCCACUCUACCACGCUUCUUUGUCUUCCGCUGCCUGCUGCUGGCGCUGGUCUUCCUCUUCGUCGCGUCUUAUUGGCUCUUCUAUGGCGUCAGAGUCCUGGAGCCUCGAGAGACGGACUACAGGGGGAUUGUGGGAUACGCUGCAUCAUUGGUGGACGCGCUGCUCUUCAUUCAGUACCUGGCUCUGGUUCUGCUGGAGGUUCGACACCUUCGACCCGCUUUCUGUCUGAAAGUUGUCAGGACCACUGAUGGAGUCAGCCGCUUCUACAAUGUGGGGCAUCUUAGCAUCCAGAGGGCCGCAGUGUGGAUUCUGGAUCAGUACUACAGUGACUUCCCGGUCUAUAACUCUGCAUUGCUUAACCUUCCCAAGUCCAUCCUCACCAAAAAGAUCUCCUCAUUUAAAGUCUACAACCUGGAAGAAGAGAACACCAACAACUCCACAGGCCAGUCUAGAGCCAUGAUAGCAGCCGCUGCUCGGAGAAGAGACAACAGCCACAAUGAAUACUACUACGAGGAGGCAGAGAUUGAGAGGAGGGUCCGCAAACGCAGAGCCAGACUGGUGGUGGCAGUAGAAGAAGCCUUCACACAUAUCAAACGCCACCAGGAUGAAGAGUUGCCGUCUUCCUCUCCCAAACACCCACGGGAGGUGAUGGAUCCCAGGGAAGCCGCCCAGGCCAUCUUCGCCCCCAUGGCUCGGGCCAUGCAGAAGUACCUGCGGGCCACCAGGCAGCAGUCAUAUCACACCAUGGAGAGCAUCAUCAACCAUCUGCAGUUCUGCAUCACACACAACAUGACGCCCAAGGCCUUCCUGGAGCGCUACCUCAGCCCUGGUCCCACCCUCCAGUAUCUGGAUAACAACAGGGGGCGCCAGUGGACACUAGUGAGCGAGGAGCCGGUGACAGCCUCACUGCGCCAAGGCCAGGUCUUCUGCCUGAAACGCCUCGACUUUGCGCUGGUCAUCAAGGUGAUGCCCCUCCCCUUCCUGCGCUUGACUGAAGAGUUCAUCGACCCAAAAAGUCACAAGUUUGUCAUGAAGCUUCAGUCAGAGACGUCGGUGUAGAAGGACGAAAACAGCUGGACAGAAGAGGAAGUGGAACAAUGCUUCUAUCAAGACAUUUUUUUAAUAUACCUUUUAGUAUUACCAUGUUUUAUACAUGGUUCUAAAGUAUUUAGAAAAAAAAAACAUUGUAGUUUAAAUUUGAAGAAGCCAUACUAAGAAAAAAAAUAGACUAUGGCGAGGUAAAACAAAGAGUCCUUGCUGCCUGUCAUAGUCCCUGCUGAUGGUCACUGUUCUCUAGUCGUAUUUUUUAUACAAAUGUCACAGAGUUUUGGUGGAAAAAUGUUCCUCAGGCUUUUAUCCUGAUCUGAGUGUUUUUAUACUGCAUCAUCUUUCUUUUUUUAUAAUUAACACUGACCAUUUCAGUCUAUGAAGCUGAUUCUAGGCUUUUAAUCAAAUCUGUUGUGCUGAACAGAUCCUUGUUCCUUUUUCAGCCAUUUUUUGCGCAAAUUUAAAAAAGCAGAAAUGAUCUUUGUAAAAUGCUACUGAAAGAGACUGAGACACCCUGUAUCUAGUGUUACAGUCUGAAGGAAAGGGCAAAGAGAAAUGUCAAAAAUGGCUUUCCCAGUUUUGCCUUAUCAAAUUAGCAGACCUACUUUACUUCCACAGGGAAGUGAAUUGACUCUAUUUUUACAAUAUGAUAUGUUUUGUAAUUCAUAAUGGUUUGGUCAAAGGACUUCAGUGGAUUUUUGGUAUUUUUAAGAUUUUAUUCAAUGUGUCCAUUGCAUCUGAAUUCUGCACUUUGGCAGCUUAGGUUCACAGUGUGGUUUUGCAAAUAAAAGUGUGUCUGUAUUUCAA
Cyprinodon tularosa is the source of this 2834-nucleotide messenger RNA. Its product is annotated as vang-like protein 2. Lineage: Eukaryota; Metazoa; Chordata; Actinopteri; Cyprinodontiformes; Cyprinodontidae. The transcript has 8 exons. The record is from RefSeq and is a predicted model, not a curated record. Gene Ontology annotation, biological process: establishment of planar polarity; multicellular organism development; Wnt signaling pathway, planar cell polarity pathway. Gene Ontology annotation, cellular component: plasma membrane. The coding region runs from base 462 to 2039 and encodes 525 amino acids.